Molecule: messenger RNA, 1386 nt
Organism: Eucalyptus grandis
Lineage: Eukaryota; Viridiplantae; Streptophyta; Magnoliopsida; Myrtales; Myrtaceae
Product: cytochrome P450 CYP82D47
Exons: 3
Coding region: 1-1386 (461 amino acids)
Biological process (GO): defense response to other organism
Molecular function (GO): heme binding; iron ion binding; monooxygenase activity
Source: RefSeq, a predicted model, not a curated record
AUGGCCGACAAGUAUGGACCAAUCUUUACUGUCAGGCUCGGGUUAUUCCCAGCUGUAGUGGUUAGCAGUUCCGAGAUAGCCAAAGAAUGUUGCACCAAGCACGACCAUGCCCUCGCGUCUCGGCCACAGCUAAUAGCCAGUGAGGUCAUGGGCUACAACUCUGCCUCUUUUGGGUUGGCUCCUCAUGGUCCGUAUUGGCGCGACAUGAGGAAAAUCGUUACCUUGGAGAUGCUCUCUGCCCGAAGGAUCGAGUCGUUGCUCAACCCUAUAGUGGCCUCGGCCACAGAUAUUGCCAUUAGAGAGUUGCACAAAAUUUGGACAGAGAAGAAGAAGGAUUCAGGCCAUAUCCUAGUUGACUUGAACCAGUGGUUCGGAAGGUUGUCUAUCAGCAUUGUCCUCAAAGUUGUAGCCGGUAAGGGCUCCUACAGCGGCAAUGCCAUGGUGGAUGAGGAAGAGAAGCAGCGAUGCCAGCAUGCCUCUAGGGAAUUCCUGAAAUUUAUUGGGAUGUUUACGGUGGCGGAUGCUCUUCCUUUCUUGAGAUGGUUGGACUUAGGUGGCCAUGAGAAGUCCAUGAAGAAGAUCGCCAAAGAAUUUGACACGAUCCUAAGUGGUUGGUUAGAGGAGCACAAAAAGAACAGCAAAAGUUCGAGUGAGAAUAGGGGCGAUCAAGAUUUCAUAGAUAUCAUGCUUUCGACCCUUAAGGGCAUGGAAGUCGGAGGUUUCGAUGCUGAUACAGUUAUCAAAGGGACACUCACGUCAAUUAUAGCGGGUGGUACUGAUAAUACAACUGCCACCCUCACCUGGGCGGUUUCCUCGUUGCUAAACAACUUUCACGCUCUAAAGAAGGCUCAAGAAGAACUUGAUGCUCAAAUUGGCAAACGACGACAUGUGAAAGAAUCAGACUUUGCCAACCUAACUUAUCUACAUGCCAUAGUGAAGGAGACCCUUCGAUUAUACCCAGCAGGCCCGCUUGCCGCACCACGCGUAUCAAUAGAAGAUUGCGUUAUCAAAGGGUACUUGGUUCCGAAAGGCACGAGGUUGAUCUUGAAUGUUUGGAAAAUUCAAACCGAUCCAAAAGUAUGGCUUGAACCAAUGAAGUUUCGGCCUGAGAGGUUCUUGAGUAGCCAUAAAAAAAAUGAUGCGAUGGGCCGUAAUUUUGACUUCAUGCCCUUUGGAGGUGGUAGGAGAAUUUGUCCCGGAAUUUCCUUUGGCCUUCAAGUGGUGCAUUAUGUGCUUGCUAGACUCCUUCAUGCAUUCGAUGUAUCAACUCCCGACAAUUCGCCGGUGGAUAUACCAGAGAUCAACGGACUAAUGGUUUGCAAAGCAAUGCCGCUCGAAGUAAUGCUCACACCAAGAUUGCCUAAUGAGUUCUAUGAAUUGCCAUGA